Molecule: messenger RNA, 726 nt
Organism: Acanthosepion pharaonis
Lineage: Eukaryota; Metazoa; Mollusca; Cephalopoda; Sepiida; Sepiidae
Source: the annotation of a GenBank genome assembly
AUGAUUUUUCAAGAUCUAUCUAUCUAUAUAUCUAUCUAUCUGUCUAUCUAUUCAUCUCGAUCUGUUCUUCAUCUAUCUACUUCGGACUGUUCACUCAUUAUCUAUCUCUAUAUAUAUCUUGGUCUGUUCAUUAUCUAUCUAUCUAUCUAUCUAUCUAUCUAUCUAUCUAUCCCGGUCUGUUCUCUUGUCAUUUCCUAUCUAUCUAUCUAUCUAUCUAUCUAUCUAUCUAUCUAUCUAUCUAUCUAUCUAUCUAUCUAUCUAUCACCACUUAUUCAUAUAUAUCUCUAUCGAUCUCUCUGUAUAUGUCAGUCUUAUCAUUUUCUAGAGGAUCUAUCUAUCUAUCUAUCUAUCUAUCUAUCUAUCUAUCUAUCUAUCUAUCUAUGUCAGUCUGAGCAUAUCUAUCUAUCUAUCUAUCUAUCUAUCUAUCUAUCUAUCUAUCUAUCUAUCUAUCUAUCUAUCUAUGUCAGUCUGAGCAUAUCUAUCUAUCUAUCUAUCUAUCUAUCUAUCUAUCUAUCUAUCUAUGAGGGUGUACUGAAAGUUGUUUUUUUUUCGGACCGACCGGCUUCCGUCUUUCUUCGUCUAUCCUUUUUACGACAUCCGUUUUUUUUCGCCCAGAUUUCCUCUUCAUCGUCUUUCCCUAUCCGCACGACAACUAAUCGGCCUCAACUCCACCUUCUGCCCCAACUCCUACUACGAUCUUUAGCUAAUAUCGUUGUUGCAAUAUGA